Stereum hirsutum FP-91666 SS1 is the source of this 1665-nucleotide messenger RNA. RefSeq names its product acetyl-CoA synthetase-like protein. Bases 1 to 1665 code for a protein of 554 amino acids. The record is from RefSeq and is a predicted model, not a curated record. The transcript has 6 exons. Gene Ontology annotation, molecular function: long-chain fatty acid-CoA ligase activity. NCBI's taxonomy places the organism in Eukaryota, Fungi, Basidiomycota, Agaricomycetes, Russulales, Stereaceae. Gene Ontology annotation, cellular component: membrane; endoplasmic reticulum.
AUGGCUCUCUCUGACCACCUUGCUACGGAUGACCUGACUGUUCUCCUCGGUCUCAUCGCUGCUUCUGUGUUCUUGCUUACCAACUUGUACAAGCCUCAGCCGCUCGUGCAUCCUAUACUGCUCGGACGACAGAGUGAUGUGGGCAGGGUGAGAAACCCAGGAGAGAGUGCUGUACACAGAAACUAUGCAACAGGUCUCAUGGGCAGGCUUCCGACGAGACCGGCGAAGGAGGUAUUGACCCUCAUUGAUUUGGUGAAACCUGAAUUCGAUGCUCCUCGUACUCUAUGGUCCACCAAGAUUAGCAAUACGGAGUUGCGAGCUCGUGCGGCCGCAUUCGGUUCGGGCCUCCUACGAGCCGGCCUCACUCGGGAUUCGAAUGUUCUUUUGCUGCUCAACGACUGUGUCGAAUUCCUCAUCACCGACAUUGCUUUGGCGUCUCAUUCGAUCCCUUCCUUCACCCUUUCAUCACCUUCUCUGAUCUCUCCCGUGCUGGACUCUCACCCUCCUUCCGGCAUUAUUAUUGACGCUGCUUUCCUGCCUCACGUACUUGAACUGAUCUACGACUCUAAUGAGCUUGCCCACCAUGUUGUCGUCGUCCUCGGAGAACCUGACGCUAGGACAGCUCAAAUGGCAUCGAAGCACAUUAAACUCGUCAGGUGGGACGACGUGGAGGCGGAGGGGAAGCAAGGGCAGCUGCUUGCGAGCCCUCCACCAGAACCGGACACUGUCUUCACUGUAUCUUUCUUUGAGGACAACACUGGAAAGCUGCAGGCCGCUCAGCUGACUCACCAAAACCUAACUGCUGGUGUUACCGCGACCCGUGCCCUGCUCCCCCUGUCGAACCCUAUGUCACCUUUGGAUACUAUCGUGUCUGCUCACUCCUUGAGCACCACCUUUGGUCGAUCCAUCGCCUACACAGCUCUGCAUGAGGGCACGAGCUUCGCUACGCUCGCCAGCACCAAACAGUACAGCGGUGAAGGAGCUGCAACUCCUGGUCUUCAGGAUCUCUUCUCUACGAAAGCGUACCCACUGCCUUCUCCCACUAUUCUGUUCAUCAAACCCACCCAUCUCACUGCCCUCACCUCGUCUAUUACGUCAGAAUCCGAAAAGAGUUUCGCCUUCCCUAUGGCCUGGAGACAAAAGAUGGCUGGUAUCAUGGACGGCUACAUCACGAAAGAAGGUCUCUGGGACCGUCUUGUCUUCGAGGGCGCUCGCACCAAGGUCAUCGGCGAAGGCGCGGGUAACCUCCGCGGUGUUGUCGUCGCAGGCGACCCUGGCCUCGACUCCGACGCUCUCACCCCGGCCCGUAUCACGCUCUCGGUUCCUUUCGUCAACGCGCGCAUUCACCCCGUUGCCACUGCUCCAAUCUUUGCUUCUCACCCUCUCGACCUUCAGACUUUUGCACCUUCGUCAAUCGCCCACGUUGGCCCGCCGGUCAUCAAUGUGGAAGUGAAGCUGAGGGAGGUGAAUGAUGGGGAGGUGGAGAGUGGUAAGGACCCGGUGGGCAAGUUGUUCGUCAGGGGCCCGAUUGUGGGUAAGCUUUUGGCGGAGGGCGAGGAUGUGGAAGGAAAGAUCGAGGAAAAUGAGGAGGUUUGGGUCCCCACCGGCCUGGUCGCGCGCGCCCAGACGAAUGGUUCGUUCAAGGUUUGGGCGCCUACAAAAUGA